Prunus armeniaca (apricot) is the source of this 1284-nucleotide messenger RNA. Lineage: Eukaryota; Viridiplantae; Streptophyta; Magnoliopsida; Rosales; Rosaceae. The record is from the annotation of a GenBank genome assembly.
AUGUUCAAAGAGUACAGUCUAGACGAGCUACGAAAGGCCACCAAUGGGUUCAGCUCCGAAUGCAUUGUUUCCGAGAGUGGUGAAAAAGCUCCCAAUGUCGUUUACAGAGGAAAACUUGAUAACAAUCGCCUUGUCGCUGUUAAACGCUUCUCCAAGCAGUCUUGGCCCGACGCCCAACAGUUUGUGGUUGAGGCUGUGGGAGUGGGGAAGUUGAGGCACAAGAGAUUAGUGAAUCUGGUUGGUUGCUGUGCUGAGGGAGAUGAACGGCUCUUGGUGGCUGAGUAUAUGCCCAAUGAUACUCUUUCCAAGCAUCUCUUUCAUUGGGACAAGAAGCCAUUGCCAUGGGAAAUGCGUGUUAGAGUUGCAUACUAUAUUGCACAGGCACUGGAUCAUUGUAAUAUCGAGAACCGGAAGAUCUAUCAUGAUUUAAAUGCAUACAGAGUUCUUUUUGAUGAGUCGAGAUGGAAAAGCUACAGUACAAAUUUAGCUUAUACUCCACCUGAGUUUCUACGUACAGGCAGGGUCAUUCCAGAGAGUGUAAUCUACAGUUAUGGAACUGUCCUGUUGGACCUUUUGAGUGGCAAGCAUAUUCCUCCAAGCCAUGCACUGGACUUGAUAAGGGAAAAGAAUGUAUUGUUGUUGAUGGAUUCAUCAUUGGAAGGGCAGUAUGUGAAUGAUGAUGCUACUAAAUUGGUUGAACUUGCUUCCAAAUGUCUUCAGUCUGAGGCUAGGGAUAGAGGAGAUAUUAAGCUUCUUCUUACAGUCGUUGCACCACUUCAAAAGCAGAAGAGAAAUACUGUUGUGGUUCCAACCAUGCUUUCUCCUCUUGGAAAGGCUUGUGCAAGGAUGGAUCUUACUGCUGUGCAUGAUAUUUUGCUAAAAACAGGCUAUAAAGAUGAAGAAGGUGCAGAAAAUGAGCUCUCAUUCCAAGAAUGGACACAACAAGUCCAAGAUAUGUUGAACACGAAGAAAUUUGGGGAUAUUGCAUUUAGGGACAAGGAUUUCAAGAAUGCAAUUGAGUAUUAUUCCAAGUUAGUCGCUAUGAUGUCCGGCCCUUCAGCAACUGUCUUUGCGAGAAGAGCCUUCUCCUACUUGAUGAACGGCCAAGCAGAACUUGCUUUAAGAGAUGCAAUGCAGGCACAGGUGUGUAUACCAGAGUGGCCAACUGCAUUCUACUUGCAAGCUCUGGCACUCUCAAAGCUUGGAAUGGAGACUGAUGCUCGGGACAUGCUUAAUGAUGGAGCAGCCUUUGAAGCAAAGCGGCACAACACAUGGCGUAGCUAA